AAACAUAAAUUUGUCCUAAAUUACCCCACAAAAUACUGUUGAAUUGGGCUUAAAUUACAUAAAUUAACCAAUGAGCAAAGCGUGCAUCCGAAUCGCAACUGGUAGAAGCCCAAUUGUUGGAUCAAACCAUCGCAACCCACAUCUGUCCAUCAAACACAUAUACAGUGAAUCGACCGCUGCUGCCCCAAGUCCAGACUUUUCUGCAAAGAGAAGAAGAAGAAGAAGAAGAAGCAAAAUCAAAAUGGGAAUAUGGGCAUGCUUAGGAGUGAUUUCGCCAUUCCCGUUUUACUAUUUUCUUUGGAAUAAUCCACAAUCAUGGGUUGAUCUGUGUGGGCGAGGGCGUGACCCCUGCAGAGUCAUGGCGCUGGUGUCGCAUUUCCUCAAGCUUGCCCAGUUCAUAGCGCUCUUCUCGGUCUCCACUUUCAGGGUCUACCAGCUGCUGGGAGAGUCAGGAACUUACUAUGGCAUUCGUUUCGGGAAAAACAUUCCAUGGGUGACGGAGUUUCCCUUUGGAGUGAUCAGUGAUCCUCAGUACAUUGGAAGCAUCAUGAGCCUUCUCGCUUGUCUUCAUUGGGUUCCCUUUCUAUACAUUAUCCUCUGGGUUCUUGGCUACAUGUUUAUGAUGAAAGUUGAGUCAAAGGAAGACCCCUCGACUCGUGCAAAGCCACUCUCUUGAGUUUAGCAUCAGGUAAUUCCAAUCUUUUUCCUAGUUCUUUCGGUCCCUUUCUCAUGUAUGCCCACAAAAUUUUGUUCGUUUCGUUAGAACGAUCUUUAGAACGUACUUUUAGUUGGUAUAAUCAAUAACGUCGGCCGAUUCAAGAAA
Molecule: messenger RNA, 823 nt
Organism: Sesamum indicum (sesame)
Lineage: Eukaryota; Viridiplantae; Streptophyta; Magnoliopsida; Lamiales; Pedaliaceae
Source: RefSeq, a predicted model, not a curated record